UAUCACUGGAGAUCGGAGACACCGUUCAAAUAUUAGAGAAAUGUGAUGGAUGGUACAGAGGAUUUGCCUUAAAAAACCCCAAUGUUAAGGGCAUAUUUCCAUCUAACUACAUUCACUUGAAGAAUGCAUGUGUUAAGAACAAAGGAAAUGACAUCAACUCUAAGAGACUGGGGAACUAUGUGGAAACAACUCUAUGUGAGGAAUGAGGGGGAUCUCUUUCACCGGCUGUGGCACAUAAUGAAUGAAAUCCUGGACCUGCGCAGGCAGGUCCUUGUUGGCCACCUCACCCAUGAUCGAAUGAAGGAUGUCAAGCGACACAUCACUGCUCGUCUGGACUGGGGCAACGAACAGCUGGGGCUUGACUUAGUUCCAAGAAAAGAGUAUGCUAUGGUGGAUCCUGAAGACAUCAGCAUUACAGAGCUCUACAGGCUGAUGGAACAUCGCCAUCGAAAAAAAGACACACCAGUUCCAGCUAGCAGCCACCAUCUUUUUGUUCAGAUGAAGAGUUUAAUGUGCUCCAAUCUGGGAGAGGAACUGGAAGUAAUCUUUUCACUCUUUGAUAGUAAAGAAAAUCGACCCAUCAGUGAAAGAUUUUUUUUAAGACUGAAUAGAAAUGGUUUGCCAAAAUGUCCAGAAAAGCCUGAAAGACACUGUUCUCUCUUUGUGGACUUGGGUAGCAGUGAACUCAGGAAGGACAUCUAUAUCACUGUGCACAUUAUCCGAAUAGGACGAAUGGGAGCUGGAGAAAAGAAAAACGCCUGCAAUGUACAAUAUAGACGUCCCUUUGGCUGUGCAGUCCUCAGUAUUGCAGAUUUGCUGGCAGGAGAUUCAAAGGAUGACCUUGUCUUAAAAGUCUACAUGUGCAACACAGAGAGUGACUGGUAUCAGAUCCAUGAAAAUAUCAUUAAAAAGCUGAAUGCACGUUACAACUUGACAGGCUCCAAUGCAGGUCUGGCAGUUUCUCUUCAGUUGCUUCAUGGAGACAUAGAACAAAUUAGGAGGGAGUAUACAUCCAGAUUUACCCAUGGAGUAUCCAUAACAAGGAAAUUAGGUUUUUCCAAUAUUAUAAUGCCUGGUGAAAUGAGGAAUGAUUUAUAUAUCACUGUAGAAAGAGGAGAAUUUGAAAAAGGAGGGAAAAGUGUGGCCAGAAAUGUGGAAGUGACAAUGCAUGUGGUGGACAGCAGUGGUCAAAUCUUAAAGGAUUUUAUCUCAUUUGGCUCCGGAGAGCCACCAGCCAGCGAAUACCAUUCUUUUGUGCUUUAUCAUAACAAUUGCCCCAGGUGGGCUGAGCUGCUGAAACUUCCUAUUCCUGUGGAUAAGUUCAGAGGAGCUCACAUCCGCUGUGAAUUCCGGCACUGUUCCACAAAAGAAAAGGGUGAGAAGAAGUUGUUUGGCUUUUCUUUCAUGCCCCUGAUGCAGGAAAAUGGGAGGACUCUGCCAGAUGGCACCCAUGAACUAAUUGUACACAAGUGUGAAGAAAAUGCAAACCUUCAGGAUUCUGGUCGCUACCUCAAACUCCCCUUUUCAAAGGGAAUAUCCCUAGGAAACAACAGCCAAGCAGUAAAAACCACUAAAGAGUCCUUCUGGAUUACAUCUUUUCUCUGCUCCACUAAACUCACACAAAAUGGAGAUAUGCUUGACCUUCUGAAGUGGAGAACCCACCCAGACAAAAUUGCAGGUUGCCUCUCAAAAUUAAAAGAAAUUGAUGGUUCAGAAAUAGUGAAGUUUCUUCAAGAUACACUAGACACUUUAUUUGGGAUUUUAGAUGAAAAUUCUCAAAAAUAUGGAUCAAAAGUAUUUGAUUGCUUGGUUCACAUAAUAAAUUUGCUGCAGGACAGCAAGUUUCACCACUUUAAGCCAGUAAUGGACACUUACAUUGAAAGUCAUUUUGCAGGAGCACUUGCAUACAGAGAUCUUAUAAAAGUACUGAAGUGGCAUAUUGAUCGAGUCACUGAGGUGGAGCUUCAUGAUCACAUACAGGAAGUACUAAAGGCACAGGAAUAUAUCUUUAAAUACAUAGUUCAGUCUCGAAGAUUAUUCUCUAUUGCUACUGGUGGACAAAAUGAGGAGGAAUUUCGCUGCUGUAUUCAAGAGCUCCUUAUGUCAGUACGCUUCUUCCUGUCUCAAGAGAGCAAAGGAACAAGUGCUUUAUCCCAACUACAAGCUGUGUUUCUCAGCUCGUUCCCAUCAGUGUACUCAGAACUUUUGAAGCUCUUUGAUGUGAGAGAAGUGGCAAAUUUGGUUCACGAUGCUUUGGGCAGCUUGCCAACAGUGAUGCAUGGGGAUGAGUCCCUUCAAGCUGUUAAACUGCAGAGUAUUGGGAAAACUGUGGAGAGUCACCUGUACACUAACCCAGAUUCUCGAUGCAUUCUUCUUCCAGUAGUUUUACAUCAUCUCCACAUGCAUUUACAGGAGCAGAAGGACCUUAUAAUGUGUGCCCGUAUCCUUAGCAACAUAUUUUGCCUCAUCAAGAAGAACAGCUCAGAAAAAUCAGUCCUGGAAGAAAUUGAUGUGAUUGUAAACAGUCUGCUAGAUAUUCUGUUAAGGACCAUACUAGAGAUCACCAGCCGACCACAACCAUCAGGCUCUGCUCUGCGCCUCCAGUUUCAAGAUGUGACUGGAGAAUUUGUCUCCUGUUUAUUGUCACUCUUGCGACAAAUGACUGAUAGACAUUAUCAACAGCUUCUUGAUAGCUUCAACACAAAGGAAGAUCUGAGGGAUUUCCUGCUGCAGAUUUUCACAGUAUUUCGGAUACUAAUACGACCAGAGAUGUUUCCAAAAGACUGGACAGUGAUGCGUUUGGUUGCAAACAAUGUGAUCAUUACUACAGUCUUGUACCUUUCGGAUGCCCUUCGUAAAAACUUCUUAAAUGAAAACUUUGAUUACAAGAUAUGGGAUUCCUACUUUUUUCUUGCUGUCAUUUUUAUAAACCAGUUAUGUCUGCAACUGGAGAUGUUCACACCUUCCAAGAAGAAAAAGGUUUUAGAAAAAUACGGUGACAUGAGGGUAACAAUGGGAUGUGAAAUCUUCAGUAUGUGGCAAAAUUUAGGAGAACACAAACUUCACUUUAUUCCAGCAUUGAUUGGCCCUUUCCUGGAAGUGACCUUGAUCCCUCAGCCAGACCUGAGGAAUGUAAUGAUUCCUAUUUUCCAUGACAUGAUGGAUUGGGAGCAAAGGCGAAGUGGCAACUUUAAACAGGUGGAAGCAAAGCUGAUUGACAAACUGGACAGCCUAAUGUCAGAAGGUAAAGGUGAUGAAACAUACCGAGAACUCUUCAACAGUAUAAUUCCACUUUUUGGUCCUUAUCCUAGUCUGCUGAAGAAAAUUGAGCGGGAAACAUGGAGGGAAAGUGGUGUUUCAUUAAUUGCCACUGUGACUCGCCUCAUGGAGAGGCUCCUGGACUACAGGGACUGCAUGAAAAUGGGAGAAGUGGAUGGCAAAAAGAUUGGCUGCACUGUUAGCCUUUUGAAUUUUUACAAGACUGAACUGAACAAGGAAGAGAUGUAUAUUCGCUAUAUUCAUAAGCUCUAUGACCUACAUCUGAAAGCACAAAACUUCACAGAGGCUGCCUACACGCUCCUGCUGUACGAUGAGCUGCUGGAGUGGUCUGAUCGGCCACUCAGGGAAUUCCUCAACUACCCCAUGCAAACAGAGUGGCAGCGUAAGGAGUGUCUCCAUCUGACCAUCAUUCAAAACUUUGAUAGGGGAAAGUGUUGGGAAAAUGGCAUUAUCUUAUGCAGGAAAAUUGCAGAACAGUAUGAGAGCUACUAUGACUACAGAAACCUCAGCAAGAUGAGGAUGAUGGAAGCAUCUCUAUAUGAUAAAAUUAUGGAUCAACAGCGUUUGGAGCCAGAAUUUUUCAGAGUUGGUUUCUAUGGGAAAAAGUUCCCAUUCUUCUUGAGGAAUAAGGAAUUUGUUUGCCGAGGACAUGACUAUGAAAGGCUGGAGGCCUUCCAGCAGCGAAUGUUGAAUGAGUUCCCACAUGCCAUUGCUAUGCAACAUGCUAAUCAGCCAGAUGAGACCAUCUUUCAGGCAGAAGCACAGUAUUUGCAGAUUUAUGCAGUGACACCAAUUCCAGAAAACCAGGAAGUCUUGCAGAGAGAUGGCAUUCCUGAUAAUAUCAAGAGCUUUUACAAAGUAAAUCACAUCUGGCGAUUCCGAUAUGACAGACCAUUUCACAAAGGGACCAAGGACAAGGAAAAUGAAUUCAAGAGUCUAUGGGUAGAGAGAACCACACUGAUCUUGGUGCAGAGUUUACCUGGAAUAUCUCGCUGGUUUGAAGUAGAAAAACGUGAAGUGGUGGAAAUGAGUCCCCUUGAGAAUGCUAUUGAAGUCUUAGAAAAUAAGAACCAGCAGUUAAGAACACUGAUUAGUCAGUGUCAAACUCGACAGAUGCAGAACAUUAACCCUCUCACAAUGUGUCUAAAUGGGGUCAUUGAUGCAGCAGUUAAUGGUGGAGUUGCUAGAUACCAAGAGGCAUUCUUUGUCAAAGAAUACAUCUUGAACCACCCAGAAGAUGGAGAGAAGAUUACACGCUUAAGAGAACUUAUGCUUGAGCAGGCCCAAAUUCUAGAGUUUGGCUUGGCUGUGCAUGAGAAGGUGGUGCCACAGGAUAUGAGGCCAUUGCACAAAAAGCUGGUGGAUCAGUUCUUUGUGAUGAAGUCAAGCUUGGGAAUACAGGAGUUUUCUGCCUGUGUACAAGCCAGCCCUAUUCAUUUCCCAAAUGGAAGUCCUCGUGUAUGCCGGAAUUCCAUACCCAUUUCUAUGAGCCCUGAUGCUGCCAGGGUAAUACCACGACGCAGCCCCUUGAGUUACCCAGCUGUCAAUCGGUAUUCAUCCUCAUCACUGUCAUCCCAAGCUUCUGCUGAAGUCAGCAACAUCACUGGGCAGUCGGAAAGCUCAGAUGAAGUUUUCAACAUGCAGCCUAGUCCAUCUACCUCAAGCCUGAGUUCUACUCAUUCUGCUUCACCUAAUGUGACCAGUUCUGCUCCAUCCAGUGCCAGAGCUUCUCCUCUGUUGUCCGACAAGCAUAAGCAUUCCCGAGAAAACUCUUGCCUGUCUCCCAGAGAGAGGCCCUGCAGUGCCAUCUACCCUACUCCUUUGGAAACUUCUCAGACUACAAACUCUUGCUUUGCCAAGUGGAAUGCGACUUCUAUCCCCCACUCUAUCCGAGAUUGCAUAAGGGAGGCUGAGGAGCUCGUAGGCCCAGUCUCCGCUCUCUCUGAGACUCGCCCAGCAGCAAAGUCUCCCAAUCUGUCUCUACCCUCAGUGUCCCAAGAGAGGAGAAUGCUGUUUAAUCAUAUUGGAGAUGGUGCUUUGCCACGAAGUGAUUCCAAUCUGCCCGGCUCUGACAAAGCUGUAAACACCACCCCCAGCAGCUGGAGCCUGGACAGUGGGAAGGAAGCCAGAAACACAUCAGAAAGUGGAAAGCUUAUAUCUCCUCCUGUACCACCAAGACCUGCACAGACUGCAUCACCAGCAAGACACAUAGCCUCCAUUUCCCCUUCUCCUGCUGGAAGAUCACCAAUGAAGGGGUCUGUGCAAUCAUUCACACCGUCUCCAGUGGAGUAUCAUUCCUCGGGGCUCAUAUCCAACUCCCCGGCGCUGUCAGGGAGUUACAGCAGCGGCAUCUCUUCGCUCAGCCGAUGUAGCACAUCAGAAACAUCAGGCUUUGAAAGCCAAGGCAGUGAACCAGCAGUGACUGUCCCAAGCUACAGCAUUUCUGAGGAGCCUGUGAGAAAAGAAAGCAAAACCCCACCACCUUACAGCGUGUAUGAGCGGACUUUGAAGCGCCCCGUUCCUCUACCUCACAGCCUCUCCAUCCCGCCCGCCGCAGACCCCCCGGCACUGCCACCCAAGCCACAGCUUGUUCGGCCAAACAACCUGGAAAACAGCAGCAGGAGGACUGAGCAGGUUCCCCGGCCCAGGCCUCUGCCCCGCAAAGUCUCUCAGCUAUGAGAAGCCACUUUUAUAUUUAAUUGCAACACAUUCUUUACUGUUUAAGAAAUAAUAUUUUUUAAAAAUGGUAAAACUCAUUUAGUUAGGCACUUUAAUAUUUUGUCCACCUUUUCUUUUGAGUAAUUUUGAAAUGCUUAUUAAUAUUACGUUGCACAUUUUAAAUGAAAUUACUAAUUUAGGUUACCAGAUAUUAUAGGAAGCAUGAAUGAGAGGAUUUUUUUUUUUUUAAUUUUGUGGUGGUGAAUACUGAUAAAUGCUUUUAUUUGAACUUUAUUUUUAUUUAAAAAAUCUAAAACCCUACAACUCUCAUCUGAAUUAGCUGAAUGCUUCUUACAAAAUGCAGAAUAUACUGACUGGAUCUUUACUACUAGAGAUAAAUGCACGCUUUCUAACAAAGUAGUCUGUAGACUAGGAUGUUUCUGCAAGUAGGCUGAAAGUUGUUUCUCUUAUCUGAUGAACAGGUUGGUAAUUUCAAAUGUAUGUGGCAAAACUGAGAUAUAAUGCAAGUUAUAUAGCAGAGGACUGUUGUAAGAAUGUGGUUUGGAAUUUUUGAAACACACACUUGGCUUAUUUUUUUUUAAGAUGGAAAAAUACCUGUAUUUCAUUCAACAUAUAGUACCAUUCUGGUGAAUCACGAUAAGGUUUUGUGCCAUUAGUGUACGUACCUGACACAUCUUUUUCUUUUUGAGGUGCAAUUUACUUUUAUUCUUCCAGUUAAUGUAUUUUUUGUUGUUGUUUUAGUUUCAGAUUUUUUAUGAAUGCUCUCUGCUGUUCUUGGAAGUUCACCCUAAAAUACAAUCUGUAUAUUAAAUAGGUACAAAUGAAUUGUUCAUUUAACUUGUGUACAAGAGUCAAUACUGACUAGUAUCAAGGCAAUUCACUGAAUGAGCCAAUUUUUAAAAAUACAAAUGGCUGGUUUACAAUCCACUCAUUUCAAAAGCUAAUUGUGAUGGUCAUUAAUAAUUUUCUAAAAGUCUGGUAAAAAUUCUGAACAGUUCCUUGGAUGUGUAUGUGCCAUUGGAGCCAGGCUUUUGAUUUGCUUUUUAGCUUGAGUUCAUCACCAUCAUCUUUAUUGUCAAGAAUGGUGUUUGGCCUUAGGUUGUAUUUUAGUGACUGGCAUCUGAAGAGCUCUGGAAAGCUAAUGCCAAGACAUAGGAAUGUGGAGGGGAAGGAAAAAAAAGCACCUUCUGUAUGUUUUGUAUCCUCUUUCUUUUAUUGACUGUUUAAAUGUGCUUGGGAACAGAUGUGUGAACUACAUUUUAAAUCAUAUUGUUAAAAAUAUUCUCCCUCUUUUGUUGGGAAGCUCAUGUUGAUCUUAGCUGUGUUUGAUUUGUUGAUAGUUUAACUGGAAGAAAGUGACCACUUUUUUAUAUUCUCUCAAUUAAACCUUCAGCAGUUACAAGCUGUUGACAGUAGUUAUAGAAGUUUUCUAUAAUAAAUGUUCAAGUAUUUUUGUACAUAAUUGGUAAAUUUUAAUAAGGAGUGUACCAUUAUGUGAAAAAGAAGCAAACAGUUGUGUAUGCAGUAAGAUUGUUAUAAUUAUGCCAAAUACUUUAUGUAUGGAAAAAAGAAUAUUUGUAAAUAUGUGCUUUUAACAAUAAUUCUGCCAUAUUGACUUUACAAUUUUGAAUGUCAGAAAAAAAUAAUAUAUGUUAAAAUAUUUAUGUUUUAGUGAAAGUAUUCAUAACUUGAAAAGGAACAUAUGAAUUUUAGCUUUGUAUCUUGCUGAUUUCAAAGUCUGAAAUUCCUUGAACUAGCUCUUGCUUUCUACUAUAACAUUUUUAUGUCUGUAACCACAUCAUAAAACCUGUAGAAGGCUACAUAUUUAUGCUGAUAUAAAAAGUAAUGCCUGAAAUUUAAAUAAGGUGUCACAAGUAAGAUAACAAAGCUGCUCUGAUUUUUUUUUUCCACCCAUGUAGUUUAAUAGAUUUUGUUGACUAGUGCUUGAGCACAGUACAGUAUGGAUCAGUGUUAUUUGCUCCUGAAGCCUUUUUUUUUCAAUUUCUGGCAGUAAGCAGAGUUGAUAACUUUAUCAUUUGUGUGCAUUACUGGUCAGCUUUGCAGCAAAACAUUUCACAAAGUCUCUGUUUACCUAGAAACUCGUAUUGGUUGCUGCAUAAUGUUAGUAUGAAAUAAAAGAACUUGAUUAAUCUUUACAGUACAACUUGUUUUCUACAGAACGAGAGAUUCUAAUUCAGUUACCCACAGAAUGGAACUUCUGACUCCUUGUCUUGCUAAAGCCUUUUUUUUUUUUUCUGUUAAAAAUCUCCUGAUUGAGUUUUCUCCCUAUUUGGACCCAUAAUUGCUUUGUGAGACAAGGUGGGGAGAAUAUUGAUAUGCUCUUCUGAACAAGUGAAGAACACAAAAUUUACUAGAGAGUUCACUGUAAAUUAACCUGCAUGAGCAUUCUGUUUUUAUAACCAGGACAUCAGAAAUACUCUGAAUGACAGAAAAUGGUGUAAAAUUGACAAAGUACUCUUAAGCCGAGUUGACACAUUUUCUGCUUAGCCAGUUUUGACAAAUUGAUUCUGGAGAUCAUUUUUUCAACCUGAUUACCUUUAAAAAAUGUAGUAUGAAAUUUUGUUAUGUAUGUUGCAAUACCCACUGCUUGAAAACCUAAUGUAAAUAAAGGUCUUGUUUGAAUUUUA
Molecule: messenger RNA, 8606 nt
Organism: Cyanistes caeruleus (blue tit)
Lineage: Eukaryota; Metazoa; Chordata; Aves; Passeriformes; Paridae
Source: RefSeq, a predicted model, not a curated record